AUGAAAUCGGCUUCAACCCACACUGCGCAUAUCUUGUCUCGUAUUGGUACUAAUACGUUUGCACCACAUGGUUGUUGUGCUAGGAACGUAAGGAGGAGAGAAGGCACCACACAAAUGUCGACAUCCCAAGCAAAAGAUGUCCAACCAUCUGUUCCAGCUCCAGAACAAAUUCGACGAGAUGCAACCAGUAUCUUGUUGUCCAUAUUAACACCAGAACAACAUGCAACGUUAUUGGCAGAACUGCAACAAAAAUCCCAAGCGACUCUGACACUGGAACAAGUUAUGCAAUCGUUAAGCGGUCCAGUUGAGCUAGCUACUCAACAAAAAGAACCUUCACAAGUUGAACCACCCCGUGCUGUGACUCCAGUUGAACCGAGUGUCUCCUCAGCUGAUGCAUCAGAAUCUCCUGUCGAAAGUGGUGAAUCUCCUGGAUCCCGUGAACGAUCCCGUACUCCAUCAGAGGCAUCGGACGCUGACCCAGUGGAAUAUGUUCCCACCAGCAAAAAUAAUUCUCCAAUGAAAAUUGUAGACAAAUCGAUGGAACGCUUGUCGACCAAAGAACAUAAUCACGAUUUAAGUAAAUAUCAAGUUUCUGAUGUGUCGUUUGACAAGUUUUCUAAAUGGAAGCAGUCCGAAAAAAAAUGUCGUUCCCGAAAGCGAAAAGUCAAAGAAGCAAAACAACCGGUGCCAGAAACGACAGAAGAGGUUGUCCAGGAACUAUGCCAGACAGUGAAGGAUCUGGAUACCGAUAGGAACGAGCAAAACAAACCCAAAAAUCAAAAUAUAUUUUCUUUUGAUCAGGACCUUCACAUCGAGAUGGAUGAUCCAGAAGAUGAAGAGAUAGAACAGGAGGAAGGGGAAAGGCAACAGGCAGAGACUCAUCGCGAACCUGACGAAAUGGAUCAAGAAGAAGAAAGUGAUGAUGAAGCUGUGGAGAGAAUGGUGAAUAAAUGCUCAUGGAUUCAAAAGAUGUCGCUUCAGGCAGAGGAAGAAAGAUGGAAAUCUAUGCCAGAUCCUGAACUUGCAGAAGGUUCCAGCAGUCAAGAACCUGAACCUAUCAAAGAAACUGAAGCAUCCUAUGACCCGGAUGAUCCAUUUAGUGUUGGUUAUCCAGGAACAAUUCAAGCGUCCGAAAUACCUGGUUUGGCCGAAUUUAUUGACAAAGUUAAUAAAGAUCCUCCUCCAAUUAAACCACCUGUAGAAGAAAAAGAAGAAGAUGAUGAUGACGUACCAUGGUGGCGUAAGGGAUCAGAUGGGACGGACUCGGAUGAGAGUGAUUCGGAGGGUUCUAUUGAUUUCAAAUCACCGCCUCCACGUUUUCGUGAAGCUGAAACAUGCAUGGAUCCAUGGAACCAUUAUCCACCUAAAGAAUCAGACUUCCACAAUUAUGUAUAUGUGCCUCCAGAAGGUUUGACCGAUGAAUUGUACCGCGACUUAUGGUUCUCUUACUGUGGUUACAAAUCAAUCAAGCCAGAUCCGAGUAUAAAACUCAUCCGCAGAGAGAGAAAUAUUCACGCGAGAUGGGUGAUGGCGGAACCACGCAGAAUCCCAGGAUGGAAUUACCCGAAAUUUGACCCUGAGGAGUUGGAACGGAAGAUUCAAGCAUGGGAAGAAAGGCGACACUAUGCGACGGAUGAUGAGGAGAGAGAAGACCCAAUUGAUUAUUCUACCAUGACUAUCAAAUACUGUUAUGAUGGAGAAGAAUGUAGUGAGGAGGUUUUCAAUGAGAAGGAAAGACUUUUAAAAGAGAAACUCGAAAGGAUCCGAAAUGGAACUCAACCUGAACCAGAGAGAGUUCAGAUUAAGAUGAGAGAGAAGCAAGAAGCGGAUCGGAAAUCGUUGGAGAAAAAGAAAAAGGCAGAGGAGAAAAAAGCUGCAGCUAAGAAGAGAGGACGAAAACCAAAAACACGUUCAGAUGCCGUUGAUCCUGAGGAUGAACCUGUGGAAAUAAUUAGACCUAUGGAAUUAACUACGGCUAACCUUGCGGCCUUUCUUGGAAAGGAUCUCGAGAAAAUGAAGCAAAAUAAAGCAAAACGACAGAAAGUUAUUGAUCUUGAAAAACCAAUCGUUGUAGUAGAUCUAGAACCGGAACCGGCAGUAGUCACACUGGAUGAUGAAAUGCCUGAUGAGUUGAUUAUCUCUCCAGAUGAAUUAUGUGUGGUCGGUGAGGUUAUUACUCGAUCUGAUGGAAUUGAAAUUCUAGAAAAUGUUCCUACUCCAAUGGAACCAGAAUUGACUGAAAUGGAUGUUCCACCAGCGGUAGCUUUCGAAGAAAUUCAACACGAAGAAGAAGAAUACCAUAUUGAUUCGGAGGAAAUGUUCCACGUGGAACAACCAACUCUGGAGGAGACUGAAGAUGGUGUUCCAGCAAUUCCAAUUGAAAAUCCAACUGAGCAAUUAGAAGACUUCAAUGAAUCCAUCUUGAAAUCCCCAGAAUCAGAACAAAGUGUUAGUCCAGCACCUGUCAGAGAAAUCAGUCCAGACACCGAAAUGCAUCUUUUGGGAACACAAGCACUGAUUCAUGAUGAAGAAUUUGCUGCCCCAACUGUUGGCAGACCAGCUCCGGACAUUCUGAAAGAGCUUGAUACAGAUUUUGAUAUUCCAGUGGAAACAGAAACAGUGCAGGAGCCCGUAUCGUUCUCUCCAGCUUCAGAAUUCGAGAAAUCACCAUCCCCAUCUACUCUUCUUGAUGCCAUCGAAUCGACCGAUUAUGCAGUGUCUCCAGAACUAGAACUUGCCUCUUCGCCUCUCAAUAUUCUUGAAAAAUCUCCUUCUCUAUCUGCUCUGCUCGAUGAAGACCUGCUCAACGAAAAACCACAAGCAGGAAUUCUGGCAAAGGAGUACACAGUUGAUGAGCUGCUUGGAGAAUAUGGAGAAUUAAAUGAAGUCGUUGAUACUGUAACGGCUGAUAUUGAGCAUGAACUUUUGGAUGAUCUAUUAGAGGAGCCAGCUGAUGAUACGCCGAAGCAGGCUGAGGAGCCGAUGGAACCAGAGGUUGCUGCUUUUGAAACGAUAGAAAAUGUAGCUGAGCCAGCCAAAAUGGCACCCGAGAAGAUUGCACGACCAAUUGACAUGCCUAUGCAGGUUGAGGAGCCAAUUCCAGAGUUUGCUGAACCACAGAUUUCUGCUCCGGAAACAAUCGCACCUCCUGUAAGUGAGGAUGAUCCAGUGGAGGAGCCAACUGGUGACAGGCCCACUGUAGACCCAAUUGAACCAGUAAUUGAUGCUCCGGAAACAAUUGAACCUGUGGCUGAGCCAGCCAAGAAGGCACCCAAGAAAUGCGGACGACCAAAGAAGAGGGUUCCACCAAAGAGAGUUUUCAAAAAACCAGCUGUGGAGGUAGCAGCAGAGGCAGCACCGGAGGCGGAAGAUGAAGAAGAAAAGGAGGAGAUUACCGUAAGAACCACAAGAAGCAGAGCAGAUGGAUCAAAAGCAGCAAUACCGGCAGAACCAGAAAAGAAGAAGAGAAAGCGACGCGGCGAUUCUCCACCACCUCAACCAUCCCAAGCAAUUAGAGCUAAACGGUUGUAUCUCUCGAAAAAUAACCCAGUACCGAUUAUACGUGCCAAGGUGCCUGAGGAAGAAUCAACACCUGCGACACCAAUUAGACAGACUGGAGUUCUUGGAAAGGAGAAACCGACAGAGGAAGAAGAAACGGAUAUGAUGAAGCAACUGCCUGCCGCUCUUCAACACUUGAUGCAAGAUGAGGAUAUUGAGAAUCAAGAUGAGGAUUAUGACGGAGGCGAAGCUAUUAAAUCAGAAUUGGUAGACGAAUGCUGGGUCGCUCCAGCCCCAGUCAAACCGGGAUACAGAAAGUCAAGAAAGCGACAACGUGCAGAGCAAACUCAAAGAGUUAUCGAAGGAAUCAAACGAGAAGUCACUGUGGAUCCAGAAGUUGAAGUCACGAAGACACUCAUCCGGGAAGUUAAAACAGAAGUUGACACUGAUAUUCUUGUAUUGCAAGCGACUUACAACAUUUCUGAUAGUCUCGCCGAACUGGAACCAGAGAUGGCUCCAGUGAAAUUCAUCGAUCCUAAUGGAGAAAAGAAUCCCACACAUAAAUACUUGGUAACCAAGAAAUUAUGGGAAGGAGCUAACCAAGUGUUCCUUAGUGAUCCGAAGAAGUUCUCGCAGCUCGUAAUGCUUCUGAAUUCAGAUGUUCAGAAGAAAGGACGUGUUUUCAAUUUUUCGGUGUUGGUUGAAGAUAGAACUAGUGAAUUUGAGCCUGCAUUAAUCGAUUAUUUGUCAAAAAGCCCCAGAACUAUGACAGCAGAGCAACAAUCGUGUCUUAACUACAUGCAAUUCUCGAAGACCUUCCGUAGUAAAGCGUCCAUCCGACUCAAUGAUUGCCGAGUAACUGCUGUAACUCUUCAUCCACUGUUGGAAAAGAUUUCUGAAAUCAAGAAAGAGAUUAUGAAUAAUACACCGUCCGGACUGAUCGGAGAAGGAGAACGGGAUACUCUGGUUGCCACUGAGACUCUUCUUUCCGGGCAAUUUAUUGAGAGUUGCAUGAAAAUGGCCAGUCUCUCACAGGUUGCAUGGGCAACAGAAGCUCAUCUCAAACGACGAUUGGAAAUGGUUAUGGAUGGCUGGACAAUGUUCCUGCGUAAUGGUGGAUUUUUCCGUGUGCUUUUGGCACUUCAGAGAGGAGAUGUGAAGCCAAUUCGAGAUGAAUUCAGAACAUAUUGUAUCGAAUAUCUGGCAGAUAUCGAGAAGAAUUAUGAAAUAGCAAAGAAGUUUUUCGCGAUGAAUGAUGAAGGCGCGAUGGAGGCUCUUCGGGAAGAGACUAAGCUUACUGUAGAAGAUAUCGAAGCUUUAGACACUGAUAUUCGUGUGGAAUCUAGUGAAAGCCACACCUUCAAAUGCUCGACAUGUUUCUGUCAAGGCCAGAAUAUCCACUUCUCGUCCAAACAACUUCUGAAUCAACACGAAAAAAUUCACAGUUCGGAAACUGAAGAAUGUGGAAAGUGCUACGAAGACUUAUCAUCUUCUGACAUGGCAUUCCAUCGAAUCCUUCAUCAUGACUCAAUGCGAGUGGAGGAUAUUUAUUGA
Molecule: messenger RNA, 5052 nt
Organism: Caenorhabditis briggsae
Lineage: Eukaryota; Metazoa; Nematoda; Chromadorea; Rhabditida; Rhabditidae
Gene: Cbr-sdc-3
Product: Protein CBR-SDC-3
Exons: 10
Coding region: 1-5052 (1683 amino acids)
Source: RefSeq, a predicted model, not a curated record